AUGUUUGGGUUACGUUACCAGUGCUGCCUAGCCUAUGGGUCAGCUCUGUGUCGCCAGCACCCUUGCACUGCCACCACGGGAACCACUCACAAUGCACGCAAUGACUUGAGCCCCACAAGUAUCAUUCGAGGUGAACCUACCACCAGCACCUCCUCCUCUGCCCGCAUCAUCGCAGCCCAGUCAAGAGCACCAGCCUCCCAAUCCAACCCUCAUCAGUGGGUGCAAGGGUACAACUCCAUGGGCCAACACAUUGACGCUGAAACCUUUGUGAUGUGUCACCAAAACCGCGCUGCACGAGACCGAGAAGAAGAGUUGUCCGCAAAUAGCCUAAUUGACGAGAAGAGCAUGGCAACAAUCCAUCUAUGGGUUAAUCCUAAUGAAAAGCAGGCGAUCACUGCAAAGUUUCCUCAAUGGCCACUUGCUUGCCUUGAUCAAAGUCCACUGUUGUUACAGGCAGUCAUCAAGGCUGUGGGCUCUCAAUGGAACCAAGUGCUCACCUUUUGGGACGAGCAAAUCUACGCCUGGCACGACACCCUAGCGAGUUAUCCCCAUUGGUUCACUAGUCACACAAUUGUAGCGCGACUACCGACUGUCACCGUUCCUGAAUCUGCAAUUCCGCCCUCCAUGUGGAACCCUAAGACGGUGACCCAACCACCCUCUGCUUCCCAUCUUGAAACUGCCACGCUGGCGCAGCUCGCAACGGCCCUCAAGCAACAUCCAGACAUUCAAGAACCAACUCCGAGUACAUCAAGUACCCACAUUGAUUUGACUCAGCCUCUCAAUGAUGACAUUGAGAGCAAGCUUGAGCAAACAAACUUUGACGAGCCAUCCUCUUCAGUGACCGUCCAGAGCCUCAAGAAGCACUGGCCCCCAUUGGACUCCCCAGUUUCCAGCCUCCUUGAAUGGCAUCAGGAUACUGAAAACGGGAAUGUCAAGCUGAAGUGGAAGAGGCGUUGGGGCAGUGUAUGGCUGUUCAAUAAAUCCACUGUCUAUCAAUACCAAAAUUGGAUUGAAUUAGUCACCUACCCCCGAUUUCUUGCCAAGUACGGUUCUCAACCACAAGCUACUGUGGCCGAGGCUCGCGACUGCUACCAGGACGAGUUUGACAAAGCCGCGUAUGUUAAGGGCAAAGUUGAGGAGUAG
Messenger RNA from Melampsora larici-populina 98AG31, 1143 nucleotides. RefSeq lists its product as uncharacterized. The transcript has 5 exons. Bases 1 to 1143 code for a protein of 380 amino acids. The record is from RefSeq and is a predicted model, not a curated record. Lineage: Eukaryota; Fungi; Basidiomycota; Pucciniomycetes; Pucciniales; Melampsoraceae.